Molecule: messenger RNA, 1181 nt
Organism: Drosophila erecta
Lineage: Eukaryota; Metazoa; Arthropoda; Insecta; Diptera; Drosophilidae
Product: glycine-rich cell wall structural protein 1.0
Exons: 2
Coding region: 102-1037 (311 amino acids)
Source: RefSeq, a predicted model, not a curated record
CUAUAUAAACCGUGGACCGCUCGGAUUGGAGCAUCAGUUGGCUUCCUCUACUGCUACGUGAAGUUCCACAGUUUUCGACCCCAAGCAAGAAACUUCCAGCAAUGAAGAUCUUUGUGUGUCUCCUGGCUACCUUGGCUGCCACCGCAUCGGCUGGCUUCAUUGGCGGAUCCGGCGGUGGUGGUGGUGGCGGUGGCGGUGGCUACAGCUAUGGAAUCGGUUCUGGCGGCGGCGGCGGUGGCCACCAGGAGGUGAAGACCAUCCAGGUGAUCCACCAGGACGGUGGCGGCUACUCCGGCGGCGGUUACGGCGGCUACUCCGGUGGCCAUGGAGGCUACGGCGGCGGCGGCCACCAGGAGGUCAAGACUAUCAAGGUUAUUCAGCAGGAAGCUGGCGGCUAUUCCGGCGGUCAUGGCUUCUCUGGUGGUCACGGUGGCUACUCGGGCGGUGGACACCAGGAGGUGAAGACCGUUAAGGUCAUCCAUGAGGAAGGACAUGCCCUGGGCGGCGGUGGUUAUACCGGUGGUCUUUCCGGCUAUGGACACGGACAUGGUGGCCAUCAGGAGGUGAAGGUGGUCAAGGUCAUCCAUGAGGAGGGCGGUCAUGCCCACGGACACGGCGGUGGCUACUCCCAUGGCGGAUUCGCCGGCGGUCAUCAGGAGGUUAAGACUGUGAAGGUCAUCCAUGAGGAAGGACUUGCUUUGGGCGGCGGCGGCGGCUAUGCCGGUGGCUUCUCCGGCGGCUACUCCGGCGGCUACUCCGGCGGCUACUCCGGUCAUGGACAUGGUCAUGGUGGCCAUGGGGAAGUAAAGGUGGUCAAGGUGAUCCACGAGGAGGGCGGUCACGAUCACGGUCACUCGCACGGCGGAUUCGAGGAGGUCAAGACCAUCAAGGUCAUUCACGAGGAGGGAGGACACGCCCACGGCCAUGUGCCCGCCCCCAUCAUCAGCAACGAAUACCUGCCGCCCAGCAAUGAGUACCUGCCCCCCGUAUCCGCUCCACAGCCCGGAUAUCUGCCCCCAUCCUCCAGCUGGAAGUGAUUCCAUGCCAUUCGAUUCGAGCCAUACUGAUCCUUGAGUCUUGUUAAGUAAUUUUAGGUCCCCUUUUUUUCAUUCCCAUGUUUUUUUAUUGUUGUUCCCAUUUUACCUCGCCCAUUGAACAAAUAUACCAUCUGUAAAUUAUAA